Molecule: messenger RNA, 2541 nt
Organism: Cyclocybe aegerita
Lineage: Eukaryota; Fungi; Basidiomycota; Agaricomycetes; Agaricales; Hemipholiotaceae
Source: the annotation of a GenBank genome assembly
AUGUUCAGGAUGCCUCCCAGGGAGGAUGAGGAUUCAGAAACAUGUCAAUCUGACGGAGUGCCUUAUGCGGAUGAAAGACGUGUCGUCGGACUCCAGAAGCGACUGGAAGGUUUGGACAGGCUCCUUCGACAAAUAUGUCCAGGGGAACGAGAUUAUGAAGAAUGGCUUAGUUCGGUCGAAUCGAAUACCAUUGGCAAGCCUCUUAGCCGCCCUCGAACCCGACCGAGCUCGUUAGCCUUAGCAAGCUCUCCGAUUGAGAAACUCACGAAUGCUAUCCGUUCUGUUGGUGAAGACAACAUCGCUUCUUUGGACGACGGACAUGACCGCGGUGCUGCUCCAGCUGCCGCACCAGGAGUGAUAAGAUUGGCAGAUGAGUUCUUUGGCACGUCCAGUGCAGAGAUCCUGACCCGUAUUGCCCUCAGCGCGAAAGACGAAUACGCUUGCGCUCCGAAGGACCCCACUCGACCACCACUCUCUAAUAAACGUGAAGAAUUUUGGACUCCUCGGCCGUGGGAAAAGCCAUCCUCAUCCUUCCAGGCAGCUUCUUACACCUUCCCCGACCGCGACCUUGCUGAUAGCCUCAUUGACCUAUAUUUCAACCAUGUCAAUCUUUACCUCCCUCUCCUCCAUCGCCCGUCCUUUUGGAGAUUGACUCGGGAAGGCUUGCAAUUCAUGGAUGACGAAUUUGCAGCAGUAUAUCUCCUCGCCUGCUCCGUGGGCUCUCGGUUUUCGACCGACGCAAGGGUGCUUAUGGAUGGUAUCGAUUCCUUUCAUUCCGCUGGUUGGAAAUGGUACGCUCAAGUGGAGGUUGUUCAAGAAACUCCCCCCGCCGAGCCUACUCUAUAUAAUCUCCAGUCUUACUGUCUCAGUAUAAUGUUCUUGCAUUGCUCCUCGGCAUCGCUCGCGAUUUGGCCAAUGAUUGGGAUUGCCUUUCGGCUCGCUCAAGAAGUCGGGAUUCAUCGACGAAAUACUCGUGCACCUACAAUGGAAGGUGAACUCUGGAAGCGGACAUUCUGGGUCCUUUUGUGCCUCGAUAGAAUCAUGUGCGUCUCCUUGGGCCGGCCACUGACUGUCGAAGAGUGCGAUUAUGACCUCGACAUGCCCAUCGAUUGCGAUGACGAAUAUUGGGAGCAUCCUGACCUCGAGAAACGAUUCAAGCAACCAUUAAACAAACCAUCCUUGAUUUCGGCGUUUAUUCAACAGCUCAAAUUGAUGCAAAUUCUCUCGUACUGUAUUCGCGGGAUUUAUUCUUUGAGAAAAAUGAAUAUGCGACUUGGUCUGGAGGGCGAACAGUGGAAAUCGAAUAUCGUUGCUGAGUUAGACAUGAGCUUAAAUAAAUGGCUAGUUUCGCUUCCGGAACACUUGCGUUGGGACUUCACUCGCAAACAUGGCAAAUUCAUCAAUUUGUCGGCUAUGCUUCAUGUGCUUUUUUGUCACAUUCGUAUCCUUGUUCAUUGUCCAUUCUCGCUACCAGGCAAACCAUCGCCCCUGCCUUUCCCGUCUCUCGCUAUAUGCAGGGACGCCGCCCUAGCAGGGUGCAACAUUGCAUAUACUGCCCUCCAGCGAAAUGGAUUGCCCCCUAUGCCCGCUAUCCAGCUAUCAAUCUUCACCUAUACUGUGGUGCUAUUGUUCGCCAUAUGGGAUCGACAGAAGGCCGGAACCCCGCCUGAUUGGAGAGGCGAUGUGACGGAGGUGUUCAAGUGCCUGCAUGUUCUCAAGGUCGCGGAAGAACGGUGGUACCAGGCUGGCAGAAUGCGGGAUAUCCUCUCCGAGCUGGCCUUUGCAGGAGAUCCUAACCAGGAAGUGGCGUUGCAGCGUAAAGGAGGGCGGUCGUCUCCCCAAGACCUCCCAAGUUUCCUUUCGCAAGCGCUGGGCACUACUCUAUAUGGCCAAGGCGUCCUCCCGACUCCGCCUCCAAACCCACACCCAGAAAAGCCCCUCCCAGAAAGCUCCCUCCCCCAGACGAAGAUUGCUGACUCUGAAAUGCAACAGCAAACGCCGCUUUUGAGCAGACGAGCCACCAAGGAAUCAUCUAAAGACUUUGGCCUGCUGCGAGCACAACAAUACCGCUAUGAGUCUCAUCUGGACACCAUCAACUAUCCUUCACGACCACCGAGAUCAGUAGCAGCGAAAACAAUCGUGCAGCGGGAUCCUAGGGUGCACAUUUCGCCUUCUCUAGUCACCUCAGACUUUUGGUCCGCAUUCAAUGCUUCGCUGACCAUGCCAGUCAAUCCACCGGGUUGCGUUUCCGCUGGUGUUCAGAACCAUGUUAACUCUGCAUCGGAGUCUGCAAAUCCGAGCGCCUCUUCGCGAUUGUCCCUUGUGCAAACUAAUGCUCAUGCGUCGCCGUCAAUGAACGCUGAUGUGUUCCAGUAUCAACCGCCAGUUCCGCAACAUGCCCAACAAGAUCAACGUCAGAAUAGAGAUGAUAUAUACUUGACUGGCGAUGCAGCGACUCUGUGGCCCAUCAUGCCACCUGGGCUAGGCUUCGAUGCUUGGGACGAGUAUUUGCCGAAUACAAGUAGUUUCGACCUUGGAUGA